UUUCUGAAAUAAUGGUGUGACCCAAGAUUAUGGUCUGACUUUUUCGAGUCUAGUCUUCCUUUCCUCGUCGUCCAAAUCAUUCUUUACGCCGUCUCGACCGGUCUCGAGACUUUAGAGAACAUACCCAGACGACACCGACGGACGCCUCAAAUACGCCCACCUCUCAGUAGAAUAAUGUCGAACUCGGAAACAACAAUGUGGUCCACUCCUUAUGACAUUAUCAUCGUCGGUGCUGGCGUGGCAGGCGCAGCCCUCGCACACGCUCUUUCCACAUCCAAACGACUCAACGAAAAACCUUUCCGAAUUUGCCUGCUUGAACGUUCACUUGCUGAGCCUGACCGUAUCGUUGGCGAGUUGUUACAACCUGGAGGUUAUGGCGCGCUUCAAAAGCUCGGUCUGGAAUCGUGCACGGACGGUAUUGAUGCUGUACCCGUCCGUGGCUACGCUGUCGUUCUCGAUGGUCAACCUGUACACAUUCCUUAUCCAGACGCUCGAGAAGGUCGCAGUUUCCAUCACGGUCGAUUCAUCCAAGCUCUCCGAAGCAAGGCGAAACAAGCACCAGGCGUAGAGGUGAUAGAAGCCACGGUUUCCGAGUUAAUUGAGUGUCCGGUAACAGGACGCAUUUUGGGUGUUCGGGCGACGCGUAAAGCGGAGGGUGCGGUCGAGAAAGAGCCUUUCUUUGCUGACUUGACUAUCGUCGCGGAUGGUUGCUUUUCCAACUUUCGGAGUUCGGUUAUGGGUCAAGCAGCGAUUAAGCCAGCGUUGAAGAGCCAUUUCGUCGGUUUGAUCUUGGAGGAUAUUCAGUUGCCUAUUGACAAACACGGAACGGUCGUACUUGUCAAAGGUCACGGUCCCGUUCUAUUGUAUCAAAUUGGUACACACGAAACUCGCAUCCUCCUGGAUGUGAAGGCACCUCUUCCUAAUGACCUUAAAGUAAGCUUCAAUUUCUUUCUCGUUAUUUGUCGUCCAAUAGUAAUCGUGCUUUUGCAGCAAUUCAUCAUUGACGAAAUCCUCCCCCAACUUCCGUCAUCGGUCCACCUCGCCCUCCAUCGCGCACUCGACAAAGACCGUCUCCGACGAAUGCCCAAUUCCUUCCUUCCACCAGCAGAACAAGGUGGUCAUCACACAAAGGAAGGUGUCUUCCUCCUUGGCGACGCUUGGAACAUGCGGCAUCCGUUGACCGGUGGUGGCAUGAUGGUGGCAUUCAAUGACGUGGUGAUUUUACGAGAUUUGUUGACGGGAGUUCGGGAUUUAUCGAAUUGGAAAGAGAUGGCGAGGGUUUUGCAUAAGUGGCAUUGGAAGAGAAAAGCAUUGGCGUCGACGGUGAAUAUCUUAAGUCUUGCGUUGUAUGACUUGUUUGGUGCAGAUGAUGAAUAUCUGGAAGUCCUCCGGAUAGGCUGCUUCAAAUACUUUGAACGCGGUGGUGAAUGUAUCAACGGUCCCGUUUCACUUCUUUCUGGAAUCGUUCCUGACCCAAUUCUCCUCUUCCGCCACUUCUUCGCCGUCGCCUUCUACUCCAUCUGGGUAAUGUUCACCCACCCAUACCCUCGUACUAAACGUGGUUCAUCAAAGCCCGUCAUGGUCGUACCCGGGUACGACGACUACCCAUAUCUGGUGUUGAAGAGUAUAUCCGUCGUAAGUCCCUACCUUCUCAAUUAUCGCGAUUUUGUAAUGAUUAACAAAAAUGGUUGGCUUUGUUCGAUGUAGUUCUGGACAGCUUGUAUCGUGUUUGGUCCUUUGAUGUGGACUGAGCUUCGGUGGUGAUGAGCGCGGUGCUUGGCCAUUAUUGUCAACUCGAGAUGAACGAGAGUGUAGACAAGUAUAUUGUAUAAUGUUUGUUCAUAUAAUCGGAUACCUUCUUACUUUGUUUAGAAUAUAUUGCUUGCUAUAGAGGAUUAUUGUUAGAAGUUUGAAGCUUUGGAUGGAGCAGGGAUUCAUUUCACGGACAUGGUCUUGGUGGAUACCCAAAAGUGACGCGUUAUGUACAGCUCUCUGCGUUCAAUGUCAACAGAGUCGGGUUGUGAGGACGUAGUAGUUUCGGUAUGUCCACGGCGUGAUGAGAUGUCCUAUCUGGUCUCCUUGGAGAAUCGGAGCGUGUUUCAUGGCAUCGUUAAGAGGCUGCCAGUACAUCGUCACAGUCGAGAUGUUGUCCAGAAACUGCCGGUGUGUAUCACGACUCCGGGGGUUAGCGUAAAACGCCGCUUGUGAGAGCUCCAAACAAGAUGAUGCGAGGGUCAAAAGACUGCAGCUCAGACUGCAUCGUCCAUCAUAAAAGAGAUAGCGAGGCUCAGUUUUGGUUUGGGUCUUCAGGUCCUGCAGUGAAGUGGAAGCUGAUAAUUGGCGGCUAGAAAGGUAUCUUGAAGUGCACAUAUAGGUCUUGAUGGAGCGGAACAGCAACCACUCUGUACUGAAUGAUGUCUGUCAGAUUGCAAUUACUGUAUGUAGUACGACAGAGCCUCAAGACGACGACAGUGGUGCCGAUCUCUUGCAUCGGAACUCCACCACCCUAUUAGACAUUUCCCGUAGUCCCCUUCGUUUCAUGGAGAGCUUCCAUCUCCCAAUACAGAUAGUACUUAAAUGGGAUGGAACAUCCAAAUUUGGUUGUCUGCACCUGUGAAACUCUGGACUGGGAUCUAGAAGACAUAAUCAAACUCAAUCAAUCAAG
This is a messenger RNA of Somion occarium, 2665 nucleotides long. The record is from the annotation of a GenBank genome assembly. Lineage: Eukaryota; Fungi; Basidiomycota; Agaricomycetes; Polyporales; Cerrenaceae.